AUUGGAAGCCUUGUCGCCACAAACAGAGACAGAAAAUAACGGGUGGGUGAAUUGUGAGACCCCCGCGCCCCUCCCUCUCGGAAUUAACGGACCGGUUGGCACCGGUGAAGGGUUGCCAUGAGUGAGAUUUGAACCUGUGACUCCAAAGCAGUUGCCCGGACCUUUGCAUUACUGUCCAGCCGCUACACCGCUGUCCCUGUUCAUUUAACUCGCGCAGAAGAUUGUAAUCACCCAGGAGCCACCGAGAAUCCCAGGAAAUCUGGUCACCUGGUUAACGGUCUGAGAAUCCAGAACUGGUGAGCGAUGCUUACGACAAGCAGCAAAGUCUAGAAGAUGAACGAAAAUGUUACAAGCCCGAUGGUUGACAAUGGUUCGAGUGAGGAAAUCCCAGCCUCAAACUCCUGCAGCAAGGAUGAAUCAUACAAGUACGUUUUCCUGCCAGUGUGCUACACCUACACGUGCAUCCUCAGCUUGGCACUCAACUCCAUCAUCCUCUGCAGCAUUCUCAAGCGGCGCAAGGAGUGGAACUGCUCCCUCAUCUACAUGUUCAAUCUCGCUCUGACUGACUUCAUGUAUGGACUGUCACUGCCGUUCCUCAUAGCCAGCUACAUCAUGCAUGAUGUUUGGGUCUUUGGAGACUUCACCUGCCGCCUGGUCCGCUUCCUCUUCUACUUCAACCUCUACUGCAGCAUCUUCUUCCUGACCUGCAUCAGCUUCCACCGCUACCUUGGUAUCUGCCACCCCAUGAAGACCAUCACCAUGGAGACUAAGAAGACAGCCCGGGUGGUCUGCGUGCUGGUGUGGCUGGUGGUCCUGGCCCUCACCUGCCCCAUCUUUCAUUUCGCCAAGACUGCCGCCUUCAACAAUGCCACCAACUGUUGGGACGACGCUCUUGACACCGAGUACCCACACUACGUGCCCUACGGGAUCAUCCUGCACUCAGUUGGCUUUUUCCUGCCCUUUUCCAUCAUCGCUUGGUGCUACUCUCGCGUGAUUAAGACCAUCUUCAAGACCAUCAACAACCAGGAGUUCAAGUCGGCUGUGCCGGGCCUGGAGAAGAGGCGCAAGUCCAUCAAGACCAUCGUGACCAUCACCCUUCUCUUCGCCCUUUGUUUCCUCCCAUUCCAUGUGACCAAGACCAUCUUCCUGGUCAACAAGGCCGUCCCAGACGUGGCCUGUGCCACCAAGAGGGUGGUGACCAUCUGCUACAAGGUCACCAGGCCCUUGGCCAGCUUCAAUGCCUGGCUCAACGCACUACUGUACUUCCUGACCAAGGACAAGUGGCCUCAGAACUGCCUGAAGCCCAAGAAGAACACCGAUGACUCCAAGUCCUCGUGGAACAUUUUCAAACCGUUCAACCACUUGACGCCUCCCUCAUGAGCACCAGGGUGGGUGGUUGGCGCCAACCGGGACUGGGGCGAGGACCAAUGUAGGGAGACCCCAGGGACUUGCACUUGGCCUGGCCCCUGGAUACUUGAGCUCCUAAGCUCUGCUAACUGUCUCUUUGAGCCCAUUGACUCAUCAGGCCUGGCCAUGAAAUAUUUGUUAAAUACAUUAUCGAAAUUAAGCUCACUGGAACUGUUGAGUCCUUCCCCCAAUUUUAUUUCUGAUGUUGUAUCCGCUUCUGUCCUUGGUGAGACAUUGGCGGAUGGUCACUGGAACUGAGUCCGACUGAGGAUCCUUUCCUCGAGGGCGAGCUGGGGUCAAGUGACUGUGCCACCACCAGGUCCCAGAGCCCACCUCGUGGGCUUCUCUGUGGUCCCCGGGGCUGCAGAAAGGAGCCUGCAUUUCUGUAGCGCCUGUCCCCGACCUCGGAACUGCCCAAACUUCACAGCCAAUGAUGUACUUUCUUCUGAACUGCACGGCCGCGCGUGUGUGGCAAUGCUGGAAACAUGAUAGGUGACCUGACUGUGGAAAGCUCCCAUGGACAGCAGUGGUAGAUCAUCUGCUUGCUUUGUGUUUGCGAGAGAUGUUGGGUUAAAGGGUACA
Rhincodon typus (whale shark) is the source of this 1989-nucleotide messenger RNA. RefSeq names its product P2Y purinoceptor 3. Gene Ontology annotation, molecular function: G protein-coupled UTP receptor activity; G protein-coupled ADP receptor activity; G protein-coupled UDP receptor activity. The record is from RefSeq and is a predicted model, not a curated record. The coding region runs from base 334 to 1380 and encodes 348 amino acids. Gene Ontology annotation, biological process: cellular response to pyrimidine ribonucleotide; G protein-coupled receptor signaling pathway. Lineage: Eukaryota; Metazoa; Chordata; Chondrichthyes; Orectolobiformes; Rhincodontidae. The transcript is spliced from 3 exons. Gene Ontology annotation, cellular component: plasma membrane.